AUGAGCAGCAAGCUAAGUUAAUAAUAAACUCCUCAAAAACCUAUUAGACAUCCGCCUUUACAAAGAUUAAAACCAGAACAAUAUGAUGAACAACCACAACAAGUCAAUGUUUUUGACCCAUAAAAAUAUGUUAAGCCUGGACUCAGUAAGGAGGAUGUCAUCAAAAUAAAAGAGUGUUUUGAUAUAUUUGAUGAUGAUAAAAGUGGUGCUAUUUCACCGAAUGAAUUGAAAAAUGCCAUUGUGGCUUUAGGUAUGGAACAGAGCAUUGAGGAUAUUGUCAACAUGAUUCAAGAUCUGGAUCAGGAUGGAUCAAGACAAGUCGAUUUUGAAGAAUUUUUAUAGAUAUUCGGAUUUUAAGGUUCGAUUGAGGAUGAAGAAGUUUUGACAGAUUUGUACAAAUAAUUUGAUUCGUCAAAAGAAGGGAAAAUUACCUAUGAAGAUUUCAAAAGAAUAAAUGAAUUGGUUUCUGAAAGAUACACUGAUCAGGAAUUAAGAGAAAUGGUUUAGUUUGCAGAUUUAAACAAUGAUGGUGCAUUGAAUUGGGAUGAAUUCAAAAUUGUUAUUCAGAAAGAGAAUUCGAAUAAUAAAAAAUGA
Messenger RNA from Paramecium tetraurelia, 594 nucleotides. RefSeq lists its product as uncharacterized. The transcript is spliced from 3 exons. Gene Ontology annotation, molecular function: calcium ion binding; enzyme regulator activity. The record is from RefSeq and is a predicted model, not a curated record. NCBI's taxonomy places the organism in Eukaryota, Ciliophora, Oligohymenophorea, Peniculida, Parameciidae.